CUUUCAACCUCGAUCGACGCGUCAGUGCAGGUUCGAUUUCCCUGACCGCUGGAUCGUCGCUAGCCGCGCUGUCACUGGAGCUCAGUCAGUUUGUCUUUCGUAUCUGUGCAGGCACGAACAGUAUUUGUCAUGUCUGCUUCGCCCGUUUUGGCGAAGAUAUUCGUAUCUUUUGGUAACGCGAAAUUUGAAAAAAGAUAUCUUCCUAACCACGGUGCAGUCUUCCAUCCUGCACCAUGCAAUCGUUAACAUUUAAUUCGGCAAUUGCAUCAGACGCGCGCUCCGAGUGAAUGAAAGUGAUAGUGUUUGUGUUAUUGUUUUAAACAAUCUUUAUAUUUAUGAAAUUAUACAAGUUUUUCACGCCGAUCACCUUAUCAGCAGCAGACGGCGCGAAAAGAUUCUGUUAAAGACAGAGCCGGAAGUUAUACGGAGAUUCCUAUGCAGCAACGUCUACCUCCAAUGGCCUCGUGUAUUCGGCCCCGACUGAUACUUGCAAUUGACACUGCCAUUGCAAUGUUUGUCAUCAUGACGAUAGCUUUGAUAGAGAUCGGUGUGUAUCCAAGUCAACAGAAGGGAUUCUGGUGCACAGACCCCAGCAUUUCGUACAAAUUUCGAGGCGACACCAUAACUCCUAUGAUGCUGGCCAUCCUGACACUGAUUUCACCACUUGUGAUAAUGUUCUGCGUUGAGCACUGGGCCGUUAUAGGCAGUGGCAGCGCCUGGAAGCAUAUAAAGAUGGCCUCGAAACGUAUGAUGCGUUGGUACAAGGAAUACGUUACGGGAUUGUUUUUGGCCCUGUUCAUAAUCGAAGUCAUGAAAGCGAUCAUCGGAGAACCGAGACCGCAUUUUCUAGACUCGUGCAGGCCCGAACCAGGACUCAACUGUACGCAGAGGGUAUACAUAACAAAUUACAAAUGUACUAACACUGCCAUCACCACGUGGAACGUCAGAGAAUCGACGAGAUCAUUUCCAUCAGGUCAUUCCGGUUUGAGCUGCUACACAUCACUCUUUAUGGUGUUCUACUUGCAUUAUCGCGCUCGUCAAUAUCUGGGAUCCCGUUUUGCGACUCCCUUCGUACAGGCAUUGUACCUUUGCUAUGCGAUCGCUUGCAGCGUGACCCGCAUCACCGAUCACCGUCAUCACUGGUGGGACGUCAUCGUAGGAGCAGGAAUAGGAAUUGCUGGCGCAGUAUUUACAGUACAAUGCUUUUGCCAGUAUUUCAAGUCUCAAUGGUCGGAAUCUAAGGAACCUACUCCAGUGAAAUUCGGCACACUGGUCGGCUUGGACGGAAUAGCUUUGCCAACAUUACCAAACGGAAACGACAGAACACGACACCAGAGUGCGAGGCGGUUGCUUUCGGAUAUCAGCCAAACGGAAACCACUACAGUACCAGGCCAUCAGCUUGCCUAACGGUGUGAUAAUUUGUGUGUUAAAUAUUGAGUUAGAAGACAGAAAAAAACGUGUUUGCGAUAUUUUUCCUGCAAGAUAAACAAGUUUAAAGACAAUUUUAUGUGAUGCGAUCAUUGUGAAUUUAUAAUUAAAAUUCAUAAAUUCUGACGAUUCUGGCAACUUUCGGAUCAAAGUGUGUGACUAGAUGUGCAAAGGAAGUGAUUUUCAUGGCUUUUAUUCCAUUUUAUUGUUUGGCCUUUUUUAGCACUAAUCUUCUGUUCAGACUAUAACAUCAUUUAGUACAUAAAUUAAAUGGAAGAAUCAUAAUGUAAAGCUCAUGAUUACAUUAUAAAGUAGUUAAUAAUUGAAUUAAUAUAAUGUAUCACUUUUCUUAACAUUUUAAAAUAAGGCCAAGUUUUCUAAAUCUAACCAUGGUCAAUAAAAUAAGACAAUAAUGCAACUAAAAUGUCAAUAUAUAAUUCGAUAUUUUAGAAUAAUUUAUUAAAAAAAACUAUUAUAAGAUACGAUAUAAUAUUAUUAUGCAAAUUUUUAAUUAU
Molecule: messenger RNA, 1943 nt
Organism: Ctenocephalides felis (cat flea)
Lineage: Eukaryota; Metazoa; Arthropoda; Insecta; Siphonaptera; Pulicidae
Product: phospholipid phosphatase homolog 1.2 homolog
Exons: 7
Coding region: 436-1407 (323 amino acids)
Biological process (GO): phospholipid metabolic process; phospholipid dephosphorylation; signal transduction
Molecular function (GO): phosphatidate phosphatase activity
Source: RefSeq, a predicted model, not a curated record